Molecule: messenger RNA, 1007 nt
Organism: Cydia amplana
Lineage: Eukaryota; Metazoa; Arthropoda; Insecta; Lepidoptera; Tortricidae
Gene: mRpL15
Product: large ribosomal subunit protein uL15m
Exons: 3
Coding region: 98-982 (294 amino acids)
Biological process (GO): translation
Cellular component (GO): mitochondrial large ribosomal subunit
Molecular function (GO): structural constituent of ribosome
Source: RefSeq, a predicted model, not a curated record
AAAUUAAACUAAAUUAAUUUUAAUUGAACACAGUGGAAAAUACUUAAUGAUUAAACAUUUAAAUAUUACUGCUUCCAAAUAAAUUGUUGGAAAAAUCAUGGGGUCUCGUCAAAUAACGGAGAAAUCCCUGUCUAUGAUAAGAUCACUACCCCGAAUAUCACUUGGAAAUAUACGUGAUAAUCCAGGCUCAAAAGUUACACAAAAAAGAGGCCGUGGGCAGCAUGGUGGCGAUAAACAUGGCGCAGGAAACAAGGGAUCAGGGCAGAGACAAAACUACAUGCGGCUGGGCUAUGAAACUGGCAACAACCCUUUUUAUCUAAGAGUCCCCCAGGAACAUUACUACAGAGGACACCACUUCAGACGACAAUACCCUCCACUCUCUCUGCAGAAGUUACAAAGCUUAAUAGAUAGAGAUCGUGUGGAUAUAUCAAAACCUAUUGAUAUAGCAACUGUCAUAAAAUCAGGCUUGUACACUAUUCACCCAGAUCAAAAGCAUUUUGGUAUAAAUUUGACUGAUGAUGGAGCUGACAUAUUUUCUGCCAAAAUAAACAUAGAGGUGCAAUGGGCUAGUGAGCAAGUGAUUGCAGCCAUUGAGAAAAAUGGCGGAGUCAUUACUACCGCAUAUUAUGACCCACACAGUCUUAUGCUUCUUAAGAAUCCUAAAAACUUCUUUGAAACAGGUCAGGCCAUCCCUCGGCGUAUGAUUCCUCCACCUGACGCUAUUGAGUAUUAUACAAGUGCAGAGUCUAGGGGAUAUUUGUCUGAUCCAGAAAAGAUUUCACAAGAAAGAUUGAAACUAGCUCAAAAGUAUGGAUAUCAAUUACCUCAAUUGGAAAAGGACCCUAAAUAUACCAUGUUAAGCGUCAGGAAAGAUCCCAGACAAAUUUUCUAUGGUCUGGAACCUGGAUGGGUAAUCAAUUUGAAGGACAAGUGUAUUCUUAAGCCCAAGGUUGAAGAGUUACUUAAAUUUUAUGCUUCUUAAUGUAAUUUAUGUUGAGAAAUAGUAU